GGACAAUGGAAAUCGUACAAGAUUUGGCAGCCUCCACUUUGAAAGAUAAUCCAUACUUCAGUGCUGGUGCUGGGCUAUUUGGAGUUGGGAUAGGAAUGGCUGCCCUUAGAAGAAUGAGUCAAGUUAUAAACCUUCUCGUUCGCCGUAAUCUUACUUUAACUUUAGAAGUGGCCAGUCAUGAUAAGGCUUAUCCCUGGGUUUUACAUUGGAUUACUCUGAAAUCUAAUGGACCGUUAAUGAAAGGUGGAAAAAACAAAAUAGGCGGUACAAGUCAACACUUAAGUGUUGAAACUAGUGUAGUACGUACAGAAGGCGGACGAAUCAAAGCUGCAUUCGGCUUUGUGCCUAGCGUUGGCGUUCACUAUAUGGUUCACCAAAUGAAAUUAAUCCGAAUUGAACGUGUUCGUGCUCAACAAUCCUUACAAGGUGCUACUGUAGCUCCAUUUGAAAGUGUAACUCUUACGACGUUCGGUCGCAACGCCAGAUUUUUUAUCGAUUUGCUCGAGGAGGCUAGAGAAGAAGCUCUUGCACGUGAAAAGGGUUGGACCGUUGUUUACAAGGCUGUUGGUUCAGAAUGGCGCCAGUUUGGUUAUCCUCGUCCACGUCGACCUUUAAAUUCUGUCAUACUGCGUGAUGGUAUAGCUGAAACUAUUGUAGCUGAUGUCAAAGAGUUUGUUGACAACCAGGCCUGGUAUACUGAUCGUGGUAUACCAUAUCAUCGUGGUUAUUUAUUAUAUGGACCACCAGGAUGUGGCAAAACUAGUUUCAUAACAGCUUUGGCAGGCCAUUUAGAUUAUAGUAUUAGCAUACUAAAUUUAAGCGAAUUCGGCAUGACGGCAGAUCGAUUAGAUCAUUUAUUAACGCAUGCACCGCUUCAAACUAUCAUCUUACUUGAGGAUAUUGACGCAGCAGUGCAUAAUCGUAACACAUCAAAUAAUGAUCGACUUCAUAGCAAAGCUUAUGAAGGUAUGCCAACACUCACUUUAAGUGGAUUGUUAAAUGCACUAGAUGGUGUAACCUCGACGGAUGGUCGCAUCAUAUUCAUGACUACAAACUAUAUCGAUCGACUUGAUCCUGCUCUAAUACGACCCGGUCGCGUUGAUAUGCGUAUACGAGUUGACGUUUGCGACUCGUCCCAACUAAUGCGCAUGUUUAGUCGCUUUUACCCACAGUGGACGUCGUCUGACAUUAAUAAUUUAGCUCAAAAAUUUGCAAGUCUAUUAAAGGAUACACCUUUGAGUUCAGCACAAGUUCAAGGUUAUUUGCUGUUGCAUAAAGAUGACCCUUUAAAAGCAAUUAGUAAUAUAAAUCAACUGUUGUCUCCGUGUGAUUCAUAAAUUUUUAAUCUUAUACCCAGUAAUACGCUUAAAAUGUUGCAUAAUUUAAAUUUUCAGGAUGGUUUAGAUUAUUGUUGAUUAAUUCCAUUCAAAUUGUUUGUUGUUUAUAAUCUUGUGUACAUAAUCUAUGUUUUUAAUCAAAUAAAGAAAUUUGCAUGAAAAGGUUAGUUAAA
Molecule: messenger RNA, 1510 nt
Organism: Schistosoma margrebowiei
Lineage: Eukaryota; Metazoa; Platyhelminthes; Trematoda; Strigeidida; Schistosomatidae
Source: the annotation of a GenBank genome assembly